Messenger RNA from Magnolia sinica, 552 nucleotides. RefSeq names its product photosystem II 5 kDa protein, chloroplastic-like. Lineage: Eukaryota; Viridiplantae; Streptophyta; Magnoliopsida; Magnoliales; Magnoliaceae. Bases 88 to 429 code for a protein of 113 amino acids. The record is from RefSeq and is a predicted model, not a curated record. The transcript has a single exon.
UCAUCCAUUUCAUUCCUGUGACUCGAAAAGCCUUGUGUGUUUUGCGUGAGAUACUGCAACCGAGCUAGCACACAGACACUGGGAGACAUGGCAUCAGUCACCAUGACAGCCUCGUUCCUUGGCAGCAUCACGGCAUCUGACCGCCCCUCAGUAAAUCGCCGCCGUCUGAUGGUAGCCAAGGCAGCAAAAGUGGAAGGAAAUGGUAUUGAGAAAUUGAAUUUCACUAACAAAGACAGCAGCAAGAACAACAACAACAACACUAGGCGGGACGUGAUGUUUGCGGCCGCAGCGGCAGCUGUUUCAUCAAUCGUAGGUGGUGUUGGGAUUGCGAUUGCAACCGAGGAACCAAAACGUGGGACCCCAGAAGCAAAGAAGAUCUAUGCUCCCGUGUGCGUGACCAUGCCGACUGCUCGGAUCUGUCACAAGUGAAGAGGGGCGACCUUCAAUGGGACAUGGUUGAACUAGGGUAGAUAGUCUAUUUAUUUGUAUGUAUUGGUAAGCUUUGGUUGUGGUAAACAUGCUUGUUCUUGUUUCAAUUUAAAAUAUCUUCAA